Amphimedon queenslandica is the source of this 507-nucleotide messenger RNA. RefSeq lists its product as uncharacterized. The record is from RefSeq and is a predicted model, not a curated record. The transcript is spliced from 5 exons. NCBI's taxonomy places the organism in Eukaryota, Metazoa, Porifera, Demospongiae, Haplosclerida, Niphatidae. The coding region runs from base 12 to 491 and encodes 159 amino acids.
UGGAGAAGAAGAUGACUGUUCCUGUAAACAUACUAUUAAUCCUAUCAGUUGUACUAGUAUUAUCUACAUUGACUGGAUCUACUAACAAUUACUACAAUGGAUCAUUCAUAGAUUGCUCUGUUACUAAGAAAUUUGCUGAACUCAAUUCAUCAGUGACUCCAUACCCACUGAAACGUGGGGUAAAAUUCGAUUGGCAAGGAUUACUAAAGAUCAAGAGAACCAUACAUUGGGGUAUACUACAUGCCACAGCGACAUACAAUUACAGGGGUUACACUAAUAUUACUUUCUUGGAUGACAAAUUCAAUUUAUGUGACUACUUUGUUGACUUAGUUAAGGAAUAUUGUCCAAUACAGCCAGGAAUAUAUCAUUUCAACACUCCUAUUAGACUGCCAAGCCUUAUUUGGCCAGGUCAGUAUUAUGGUAAAAUAACUGCUUACAAUGAGAAAGAAGAGCAGAUACUAUGUAUAAUGAAACAAGUCACUAUUGAAUAAUGACCAUAAUUAUUAU